Molecule: messenger RNA, 1197 nt
Organism: Postia placenta MAD-698-R-SB12
Lineage: Eukaryota; Fungi; Basidiomycota; Agaricomycetes; Polyporales; Adustoporiaceae
Exons: 3
Coding region: 1-1197 (398 amino acids)
Molecular function (GO): protein binding
Source: RefSeq, a predicted model, not a curated record
AUGUCUCGACUUCAGCGACCGCCUCGAGGAUUACAACAGCGUGAUGAGGUCGAAAGGAACAGGAAAGAAGACAACAAGACGCAAUAUGUGCGGAAACUAUCAGGCACAACUGUUCAUGGGGAGCGGCUGUUCGGGCGAUUCACUGCAAAAACUCCCAAUGCGCCCGGGGUGUUGGGUGUACUAGACGUUUCCGGUCCACCCCCCUCGAUCGUCGCGGAGCACGGAUGGACGUCGUCCAAUGCUUAUAUGCUGCUGUCGACUCGAGGAGACCACCGAGAGGUUUUAACGUACGAUCCCAUCUACGGCGCUCGACACAUACCUCUUCCUGCGGCCGAACAGCGCCUUCCCAGUAUCAUCGUCGACAAUACAUCGUUUACGCAGCAGUCUUCGCUGGGGCUCGCGCUAGAUGUAUUUGGAGGAACCGACUUGCCCUCGGCCGUCAAUGAUCCGCCUUCCGCGGAUAGUCAUCUCGUCCCGAGGUCAACUGAGUCUUCGUGUCAGCGAGGCACAGCUCAUUCGUACGUGCCCGCUAUGGCGGCAAUUGGUCCUGUUCAGCAGGCUUCGUUCCCGACUCAGCUCAACUCCAUACGUGCUCCGCUGGCCAUCACAAUAUCGGACCCUGGGCAGAUCUUUGCGAUCCACUCGACGUCAGCCCUAUUACCAUCACUCCCAACCAGGAUCUCGAUGGACGACAGACGAUCGCCAACAUGCAACUCGCAGUACGGCGCCGAUCUCGUGGCACUGCCUAGGGUCCCGCGUACUUGGGAUCUCACCCCUUCUAUGACGCACGAUCUUAUACUGCGGCCUUCGAACCCCCUUGCAAAACAGCUCUUCCAACCUGCGUUGUCUUCGAUGAGAGCGAUCCCGGGCGACUAUGGGGAGAUCCGUGUGCGCGAUCAUCUAUAUGGUUCUCGCCCUAUACCGCUCUCAGAAGCCGAGCGCCUGAUGGACGAUCAUGUCGAAGAAGCCUUACCGCAUACGGGAGAAUCCACGGCAAUGCUACCGAGUCUUACUUGGAGCACUACAUCCAUAUCUGCGCCUAUGCAUCCGACAUUGCUGCCAACCCGAGCUCAGGCGAAAUCGGGCGCUUCGUGUCAGGAUACACCAGUGGUGCAUGGACUCGAAAAUUCACGUCAAUCAACACCGAGGAUUCAGCUCAUAUACAGGACGGGGCUGAGAAAACUCUUGCUGCCGUAG